This is a messenger RNA of Coprinopsis cinerea okayama7#130, 1970 nucleotides long. Its product is annotated as endopolyphosphatase. Gene Ontology annotation, biological process: polyphosphate catabolic process. The transcript is spliced from 16 exons. Gene Ontology annotation, molecular function: exopolyphosphatase activity; endopolyphosphatase activity. Gene Ontology annotation, cellular component: fungal-type vacuole. The record is from RefSeq and is a predicted model, not a curated record. Lineage: Eukaryota; Fungi; Basidiomycota; Agaricomycetes; Agaricales; Psathyrellaceae. Bases 120 to 1799 code for a protein of 559 amino acids.
GAACGUGUGCGGGUUUAGAUUCUGCUCUAUCCAGUCUUGCUUAGGAGUCCUGCUGCUCGCUUACUUAUAAAGCUGCCAACAAGCCAAAGCGGUCACCUUGACCUCCGCCCCUAGAAACCAUGUUCGUCCUUCCGGUCACUUGUCUGCUGCUAUGUCUCGAGAUCGGCGCCUCCCUGGGGGCUGUUGUCCAGGUUCCUCUGACUGCCUCAGAGGCAACAGAGGUUGAUGUCAAACCCAAGAAGUUAAAGGGCCGAUUCCUGCACAUAACCGACAUACACCCCGAUCCACACUAUCGACCAAACACCGCCCAGAAGAAAGCUUGUCAUAGAAAGCGGAAUAAAAAGUCCAAGAACAACGCUGGCUAUUGGGGAACACCGUAUUCAGAUUGUGACGCUCCAACGCGUUUGACCAACUUUACGUUGGACUAUAUUGGCAAGAACUGGGGGAACGAGAUUGAUUUUGUCGUGUGGACUGGCGAUAAUGCAAGACACGACAACGACAGACAGAUUCCUAGAACUCCAGCAGAGAUCUACGACCUCAAUAGAGCAGUAGCGGCGAAAAUGGAGCGGGUCUUCUCUUCCCGUGGAAUCCCUCUGGUUCCUACUAUCGGGAACAACGAUGUAUGGCCUCAUAACAUCAUGGCUCCAGGACCGAACAGUAUUACCUACGAGUACUCCAAGAUUUGGGCCAAGCAUAUCCCAUUCCCAUAUUUGCAGGUUUUCCAGCGCGGGGGCUAUUUCGCUAAAGAGAUCGUGCCGGACGAGUUGGCUGUGAUCAGCCUUAACACCAUGUACUUUUACGACUCGAACAAGGCGGUUAAUGGCUGCCCCUAUCGGGACCGCAACGAUCCUGGAAACCUACAGCUAGACUGGCUGGAAGUGCAACUUAAGGAGUUCAUGCACAGGGGGCUACAGACCUACAUUAUCGGACACGUCCCGCCCUCUCCAGGCAACUACUUCCCGGAAUGUUAUGUGCGCUACGUCGAGCUCGCACUGCGCUUCCAGAACGUUAUCCUCGGACAUCUGUUUGGGCACAUGAACGUCGACCACUUCUUCUUCCUGGAGGAAAUAGACCUUCAAAUCCUCCCCGAAGAAGAGAAUAAAGUCAGGAUCACCGGGAACGAUGCAGCUCUCUACGAUACGCUCAUCACCGAGUUUGCGGAACUCCCAAAACCCAAGCCCUCCGAGAUGGACAACUACGCGGUCGUCAACGUCGCCCCAGCAGUGGUCCCCAACCCUUACCUGCCAAGCUUCCGGAUUUUCUCGUACAAUAUCACGGACCCUUCCUACAGCAUUACGAAGGGAAAGAAACGGGAGCAUGGCCAUAGACGAGGAAAGCGAGGUGACAAGUCGGUGCACUGCAAGGAACCAAAGUACAAGAAUACUUGGAGGUGUCAUUUGCAGGAGCCAUGGAACUCGGACACCAAGUCUCCGUCGAGGCUGAACCAGUACUGGACACCAUUGGGUUAUGCUCAGUACAACAUCCCUAACCUGGGCGAAGCGAACAAGACACAUCCGCCUCGUUUCGAACUGGAAUACGUCACGUUCGACCCUUCCCUACUCCACCCGUCGCCGGAGGACGACCUGGACAGCUUUGUCUACCCACUACCGCCCAGGAACCUUCCAGAAGAGCUCCAGGACCCCCAAGUCAACAAAUCGUCUACGUAUGCGCCAUACAAGAUGAAAGAUCUGACGAUCCCGUCUUGGGUGAAGCUGGGAAGGAAACUGGCGGACGAGAAUAACGGCAAGCUACGGAAGAAAUUUAGACGCUUCAUGUAUGCUGGGCGUAAGGGUUUCUAAGUAAUCCAUUGCGGAUGGACAUUUGCUUUUUAGCUGGAACUUUUGUGAUAGAGUCAAGGUUUGGCCCCUGUUGUUGACUAGCAUUGUGGUGAUAUCCUUACAGUAGUAGGCCCUCCGUAGCAUGCAUAAUCGUCGUUAUCCCGUGUAUUGUAUCUAUAUGUCAUGCUAUGU